Messenger RNA from Cuculus canorus (common cuckoo), 5318 nucleotides. It is a transcript of the gene POU3F3, whose product is annotated as POU class 3 homeobox 3. Gene Ontology annotation, biological process: brain development; regulation of transcription by RNA polymerase II. Gene Ontology annotation, cellular component: nucleus. The transcript is spliced from 2 exons. Gene Ontology annotation, molecular function: RNA polymerase II cis-regulatory region sequence-specific DNA binding; DNA-binding transcription factor activity, RNA polymerase II-specific. Lineage: Eukaryota; Metazoa; Chordata; Aves; Cuculiformes; Cuculidae. Bases 1155 to 2294 code for a protein of 379 amino acids. The record is from RefSeq and is a predicted model, not a curated record.
CCGGCACCGCCAGUGCGCGCUGCCAGCCCGGCAGCCAACUUCCCCGCUGGAGUUAGUGUAUAAAGGAUACCAUAUAUGCACACACACAUACACACACCUCUCCACCAAGGCGCUCCUCCUCCGCCUCCUCCCUCGACCAACUGCUGGAAUUAAAAUAAAAAAGCAAAACAAACACCAAAAAAAAAAAAAAACCAAAACCAACCAAAAAACAACAGACCGAGAGAGAGAGUGAGCGAGCGGGAGAGGGAGAGAAACAAUUCGCGAGGUAAAGAGAAAUUUCAACUUUUGAAUCUUUUUUUUUUUUUUUCUACUUGGUGUGGUUUUUUGUUGUUGUGUUUUUGGUGUUUUUUUUUCCAACCGCCUAAAGGAAAGGUAGAGAGAAAAAAAAUGUCUUAUCCAGAGCGUGCCUCUAGCAAGAAGGCUCCGGCAGGACUCUUGUUUCAAAGGGAACAAAGUGCUCCAGCAACAGCACAACUUUGAGAAAUGCAUCAUCACCACCAUCACCACCAUCAUCAUCACAGGAAGUUUUCUUAGGACACCAACAAAACUUGCAAAUAAAAGAGCAAAAAGGAGAACGAGGAGCCGAGGAGAGAGAGAAAAGACAGAGAGACAGAAAAAAAAAAAAAAAGGAAAUUAUACCCACACACAAAGCCUUAAAGGAAGAAGAAAAGGAAAAGUUUUCACUCUGAGAGGGGAAGGCUGAGAGUUGGAGAUGUACUCCUAGGGGAGCGGAGGGGAGAAGGCACGGGGGCUUUUUGAUCCCCCCCCCCGCUCUUUUUCGCUUUUUAGCCUUUGUUUGGUUUCCUCCCUGCGAGCAGCAAACUCGAGCGAAGGAGACGGAGGAAAAAUACAUGUACAGCUGAAUAUUUCUCCUUUUUUUUUCUAUUUUUUUUGGGAAAAAAAAAAAAGAAAGAAAAAGAAAAGAAAAGCGAUUUUAAAAAUAAAGAGCAGCGCGUCGAAGCGAGCGGCGGCGAAGAGCGGCCCGCGGAGCGGCAGGACGAGGCGAGCGCGCGGCGGAGCGCUAGCAGGUGAACCCCGCGCCCCGGCGCCCCGGCGAGGCUGGGAAGGCGGCGGCGGCGCGGGCGGCCCCGGCAGCGGCCCCGGCAGCGCCGGGCAAGGGCGCUCGCGGCGCGGCGGCGAUCGGCGGGCGCGGGAUGGCCGCGGCCACCUCUAACCCCUACCUCCCCGGCAACGGCAUCCUGGCGGCCGGCUCCAUCGUCCACGCGGACUCGGGCGGCGGCGGCGGCGGUGGCGGCGGCGGCGGCGGGGGCGGCAUGCAGCCGGGCAGCGUGGCCGUCACCUCGGUGGCGGGCGGCUACCGCGGCGACCCGGCGGCCAAGAUGGUCCAGAGCGACUUCAUGCCGGGCGCCAUGGCCGCCAGCAACGGCGGCCAUAUGCUGAGCCAUGCCCACCAGUGGGUGACAGCCCUGCCCCACGCCGCCGCCGCCGCCGCCGCGGCCGCCGCCGCCGCCGCCGAAGCGGGCUCGCCCUGGUCCGGCAGCCCCGUGGGCAUGACGGGCAGCCCCCAGCAGCCGCCGCCGCCGCCGCCCGACGUCAAGGGCGGCGGCGGGCGCGACGACCUGCACUCGGGCGCGGCGCUGCACCACCGGCCGCCCCACCUGGGCCCCCCGCACCAGGGGCACCCGGCGGCCUGGGGGGCGGCGGCGGCGGCCGCCCACCUGCCCUCCAUGGCCGGCGGGCAGCAGCAGCAGCAGUCGCUCCUCUACUCGCAGCCCGGGGGCUUCACGGUGAACGGCAUGUUGAGCCCCCCCCCCGGCGGGCAGAGCCUGGUGCACCCGGGGCUGGUGCGCGGCGAGACGCCGGAGCUGGGCGAGCACCCCGGGCACCACCACCACCACCACCACCAGCACCCCGGGCACCACCCGCCGCACCACGGCGGCGUCAACAGCCACGACCCGCACUCGGACGAGGACACGCCGACCUCGGACGACCUAGAGCAGUUCGCCAAGCAGUUCAAGCAGCGGCGGAUUAAGCUGGGCUUCACCCAGGCCGACGUGGGGCUGGCGCUGGGCACCCUCUACGGCAACGUCUUCUCCCAGACCACCAUCUGCCGCUUCGAGGCCCUGCAGCUCAGCUUCAAGAACAUGUGCAAGCUGAAGCCUUUGUUGAACAAGUGGCUGGAGGAAGCCGACUCCUCCACGGGCAGUCCCACCAGCAUCGACAAGAUCGCCGCCCAGGGCAGGAAGAGGAAGAAGCGGACCUCCAUCGAGAUAAAGGGAUUUAGAAGGACUGAGCAUCUGCAGCUGCACUUAUCUGAACUUCUCCUCUCCUAAAUCCGUUGCCAACUUUGAUUGAAUGGGUGCUGUGGAUGUGAUUAUAUAAUACUGCCAUUUCCAAGCAGUGUUUUUGGUAGGUUUUAAUAAACAGACUUUUCAAAAAGACGGCAAUAUAGAAUUGUUAGAUCCGUUGUUGAUCUAAAAAAAAAAAAUUUGCUUUAUAUUUUCAUUAAAUGACUUCUUUUAAUAUUUUAUUCAGAAUACCUAUGAACUGCUGCAAAACGGUAAUUUAUUUUUUCCCCAGAUCUUGUAUUACGUGUUUUUUUCAGACGAGCACAAAUCAAAAUGAAAUGAAAAUAUGGACAGUUGUUAGGUAAUAAGGGUAUCUUUUGAUGUGAUAAUUUGAUUGUAAUUUAAUUUGAGUAGUGAUUCCGUAAGAGCUGAUUGAGAAAAUAAAUUUGUUAGAAUGAAAUAGUCUGUGUCUGAUGCAUAAACACUGUGUCGACUGAAAGAAAAAAAAAAAAGAAAAGAAAAAAAUAACCAACAAAAAAAACAAGUUGUGUGGAGGGGAAUUCUGCAAAUGCUGAAGCGAGGGAAGUGCGGAGGGUCCGACCCGCUCGCCCCCCGUGCGCCCCGACAGUGCCGCCCCCCGCCAUACCCGCCGGGGGCUGCCCGUCCCUCCGCGGCCUCUUCCAGCCACCCCUGUGGCGCUGGGGAAAGCAAGGCGACAUCAGAGAUGGUCCAAGGCCACCUUCUCCCGGGAAAGGCCGUGUGGGUUGGAUUUAGGCUUGCGCGUCGGUGCGGGCGCUUGCCUGAACCUACCCCGCUGGCCGCGAGCGGCCGGUGUGAGAGCCAGGGAUGUUCCCAAAAGUUCAGUCUUGUUUUCCUUCUUUUCAAACUGAGGCUUCGGGGGAGAGGGGCGCUAAAGCUGUAAUUUAUUUUGAUGCAUUUUAUGUCUGUAUAACUAUUCGUAUUUAAUUUAGUUUUAUGAUUUAAAGAGAAGGUACUUUCCCCCUCCCCAGAAGAGGAUACAUAGAAUAACACUUCCAGCAUCCUGCGUGCGGUCCGCCUAGUUCACCGUUUCUGAUGUUGCUGUUGUUGUUGUUGUUGGUUUAGGGUUUUUCUAUGGGGUGUGAAGUGUUGUAGUCUAGUUUUCUUUUCCUCCACUCUGCCACAGCGCUGCCAUACCUUCUUUUUUUUUGCAAACACGCGUGUGUGAGUAACGUUGGAGAUGCCAACAGAUGCACUAGCUAAGGCUGUCAUAUUUAUCCGCUAUAAUUUAUUGCAGUACAGGAACAAGUGAAUGACCGUUUCAACUCUCUUCAUUUUGAAGCCGGGGAGGCUGUGGGAACUAGAGAGCCGCAUCUAACGCCUCCUCUCGCCCCCAGUGAUAGUCUACCAGAGAAUAAGGUUUUCUUUCAUGAUCCAUCUCGUUCGUGGCUGCUUCCUCACCUUCCUCUUCCUCCUCCCCUCUUCCUACCCGCGCCCCCCUCCCCCCUUUCCUUCCCUGCGUGCUAUGGAGGCAGGGGUUAACCCCCCAGAAAACUGCCGUAGGAAAAACAAACAUUUCUUCCUUUCAGACAGGCCUUGUGUCAGUCUAUAAAUCAAAGCCAACCUGAGAACCGUGCACCGGGAUGCAUUAUUUUAACACCAGCUCGUAGUAAAUAUCACCGUCGGUUUGAUUUGUGAAAUCCGAAAGGCCCUACUGACACGGAGGAAAGGGAAAAGGGGGAGGAAGAGAGGAAAAAAAAAAAAAACCAAAACAAAAAAAACCAACCCCACAACCCAACAAAGGGAAAGAAAACCCGAAAGGGUAAAGGACGCUUUUUCUUUUGUUCGUUUUAGCAAAAGCUCCUGGCUAGUUUUGCAGCUCGGGAGGGGAAAGGCCGGGCGCAGGAGGCUGGCUGCUCUCCGGGUGCCGGGUACCACUGACACGUGAGGUGGGAUCCUGGUUUUCACAGAUGAAGGAGAGCGGUUUGAUAGGGACGGACGGAGAAGGUCUAUUUAAAUCUCGUGAGCGGUAUUUGGUUACUGGAUUUGGAUGGCAACAAAGAGCUAGCGUUAGGCUUCACACUGGUUUCUAUUAAAAGACAACCUUUGCGGGCUGCUGCCUAAGAAAAGCUGGGCUUUAGGCUGGAGGAGGAACCUUUGGUCGGAGGGACCAGCUAAACGCGCCCGUUCCGUGGACUUGUUAUGCAGAAAAAGUGAGGCCGUGGGCGCUCGCCCCCUCCCCCUACUCACCCUCCCCCGCCCCCCCCCCCGCGAAAUGGAACCCUUUGAAUGUAUUUAGGAAUUUCAGGGUUGUGAGUCUAUGAGAUAACAAGAGGUAGAUAAUAACUGAGAGGGUUUGCGCUAAGGGUUAUAUUGUUACACGUGUAAAUAAUGAAAAUAUUGUUAUAUAUCGCCAGAUCUCUUAAUGAAUUUAGUAAUUGUAUUCAUUUAUAAUAUCAGUGUUCUGUGCUUGGUAACUGAGUCGGCAUCAUUUUCCUCACUCUUUUUUCCCCCCUCUCUUUUCUUUUUUUCUUUUCUGCCUAAAGGGAAGCCAAAUGUUUUACAAAGUUAUGUUUGAUGAGUCUGAGUAAUCCCGAGAUGUGAUUAUUUAUAGUUUACAUUUUCAUAUCCUGUGGCCCCACUCUUCUCACUCCCAUCCCAUCCUUCCCCCGUCGAGUCUGUACACAAUAAAUCAUUUUCAGGUGUAUUUAAAAUAGUCAUCUCACUGCUGUUGAUCCGCGUAUUUUCCGGAAUUUAGCAAAGAGCUCUACCUUGGUUUAAAAACGCAGCGGUUCCUAUAGGAAAGCGAUCUUUACAGAAUCCUUACGCUUUAAUGUAGUGACUCGUGUUUGCACAUUACAAUGCUCAUAACUUGUUUUGUAUGAAUGGUUUUAAAUGGAACGUUUAGAGAAUAAUUGGUUCUACUAUGAAAUGCAGUAUAUACUAUUGAUAAUUUUAUCAAUAAGUGUAAUAUUUUAAAUAAUUUUAACAAUUAAAUUUGUUUUUUAAAUUAUAUAUUUGUAAACUAUUUAUCCUGUUGAAAGCAACAAUAUAUUGUUGUAUUUAUUCGUUUAUUUUUGUAAUAAAUGA